AUUUGCCAAAGACAGAACUACGAUAGAUACAAAAAAUAGCAUCUACUCAACCAACGAUGGCACAGGGCAGCGCAGAAGUUAACAAGCAGUAUUUCAACGAUAAUGCAGACGAUUACGACGCUCGAGCUGAAGCUUCAAAUGUUGCCAAUAUAAUUGGGGAAAACAUACUCCUUCGCCGGGAAUGGUCUGGUGCGGAGUGGGACGAAGCCACCACUCGUGUGCUGGAUUAUGCAUGUGGGACUGGAUUGAUCUCUCGGAUCAUUGCACCGUAUACAAAACAGAUCAUCGGGAUGGACAUAUCUGAAAAAAUGGUUGAGAAGUUUAACGAAAAGGUUAAUAACCAAGGCAUACCCGAGGAAGAAAUGGGCGCCGUCGUAGCCGAUCUUUGCGCGGACGAGCUUGACCCCUCUCUGUCGAAUCCCGAAUACCAUAAUUUCGAUGUUAUUGUGUGUGGGUUUGCAUUUCAUCACUUCAGCGAUGUCCAACUGGCUACGAAGCGGCUAGUUGAGCGUUUGAAGCCCAAUACUGGUGUUCUGUUGGUUAUAGACUUCAAAUCACACCCACCACCCUCUGAUCACAUUACAAACCACGGAGGACAUGCUCAUCAUGGGAGGCACCAGCACCCGGGUCACGGGGGCCAAGGGAAGCGUGCUACUGAGAUAAAGGCGCAAGACACAGUGGCACAUGGUGGCUUCUCUCAAGAGGAUAUGAGGAAAGUAUUCGAGGGUACAGGAUUGGUCGAGGUUGACUUUGUUGAUGUUGGGCCGAACGGGGAGCGUGGGAAGGCUAUUACCUUCCUCGGGCACGGUGGUGGAUCAGGGAAGGAUAUCCAGAUGGAAAGAGAAGUAUUCAUGGUAAAGGGAAAACGGGCCUAAGGAAUUGAUAAGAGAUGUACGAGAACGUGGUUGGCGAGAGCAGUCACGUAAAUAUAAAACGUAUCACGGGAAAACUAAUGAAUAAAUUUUUUAUCUAUUU
This is a messenger RNA of Tuber melanosporum (Perigord truffle), 975 nucleotides long. RefSeq lists its product as uncharacterized. NCBI's taxonomy places the organism in Eukaryota, Fungi, Ascomycota, Pezizomycetes, Pezizales, Tuberaceae. Bases 57 to 875 code for a protein of 272 amino acids. The transcript is spliced from 4 exons. The record is from RefSeq and is a predicted model, not a curated record.